GCACACUCGCCGGACGCAUCGCCGUGCGGAUCCGUACCGAACAUUCAGUAGAUAAGUUACCAGCGGACGACCAACGCUCUAACAGUCCCGGAAAUGGGGCAACGUGUUUCCAGAACGGAUUUCGAGUGGGUGUACGAUGAUCAGCCGCACACUCGCCGUCGGGAGGAAAUGGUGAAGAAGUAUCCGCAGAUCAAGAAGCUGUUCGGACCGGACCCACGCUUCAAGUAUAUCGUGUCGGCCAUGGUUUUAACGCAAAUCGUGAGUUUAUAUGUGAUGCAAAACCAGAGCUGGCCCAUGAUUGUACUAGUGGCGUACUGUUUCGGUGGCGUUAUCAACCAUUCGCUGAUGCUUGCGAAUCACGAAAUAUCACACAACAUGGCGUUCGGUUACGGCAAACCGCUAGCGAAUCGGUACUUUGGAAUGUGGUGCAAUCUGCCGAUCGGUGUGCCCAUGUCAGUGUCGUUCAAAAAGUACCACAACUUGCACCAUCGCCACCUGGCUGACGAUGAUCUGGAUCCGGAUGUACCGACGCUGCUGGAGGCGAAGCUUUUCUGCACCACGCUUGGCAAAUUUAUCUGGGUUUGUUUGCAGCCGUUUUUCUACGGAUUGAGACCGCUGUUCGUGAACCCACUGCCCGUGACGAGGCUGGAGAUCAUCAACACGAUCGUGCAGCUCUCAUUCGAUGCUCUGGUUGUGAUUUGUUUCGGCUGGCGCAUGCUCGCCUAUCUGCUGAUCGGUUCUGUGCUGGCGAUGGGAUUGCACCCGGUGGCCGGUCACUUCAUUGCCGAACACUACAUGUUUGCGAAGGGAUUCGAGACGUACUCGUACUACGGACCGCUCAACUGGAUCACCUUCAACGUUGGUUACCACAAUGAGCAUCACGAUUUCCCGGCCAUCCCCGGGAGCUUGUUGCCGGAAUUGAAAAAAAUUGCGCCGGAAUAUUAUGAAACCAUGCCACAGCACACGUCCUGGGUGCGAGUGCUGUACGACUUCAUCACCGAUCCCGCCGUCGGACCGUACGCCAGGAUCAAGCGAAAAAGUCUCGACAAACCCAAACCAUCGGCAGCUGCAAAGUCGGCCAUUUCAUCGAAUGAUUCAUGGAAAAGCAGUCCGGCAGUGGAGCAGAAAAAAAGAUUAAGCUCGACCGCAUGACGAUCUUAUCGCUGCGCUCCGCUCCACACUGUGCGUAAUCGAUAGGGUGUGCCUGAAAGUGGAAAAAAUAGAAGACGUACAACCGUACAACAAUCCAAUCACCAUAAAAAAAACUUAUCAGCGCGAUAAAGAACGAUGAGUCGGGGAAGGAUGGGUAAACGAAGCCGUGUGUAUUAGAUAACGCUGGCUAGGUGAAUCGGCCAGAAUGGGGAGUACGUGACCGUGGUAGGGGCCUGGGAUACGUGAUAAACGGGGUGCGAAGCUGAAAAAAUUCCCCAAAAGAGAGUGAAGCAUGCAAAUAAAUGUAGAGCCCAAUGCCUUAUUGUACGAUUCCGAAUGAAAUAAAUGGACCAAAAAAGGGCUAAAAACCCGUUGGAUUUUUGAA
Molecule: messenger RNA, 1537 nt
Organism: Anopheles aquasalis
Lineage: Eukaryota; Metazoa; Arthropoda; Insecta; Diptera; Culicidae
Product: sphingolipid delta(4)-desaturase DES1
Biological process (GO): ceramide biosynthetic process
Cellular component (GO): membrane
Molecular function (GO): sphingolipid delta-4 desaturase activity
Source: RefSeq, a predicted model, not a curated record